AUGCUUUCUGUACAAGAUGAGAGGUCGAAGGAAAAGAAAGUCGUCAUCCUUCGAGAGUCUUGGUGCGAGUGUCCAUGCGUCAAGGAAUCAUAUAUCCACUUAAUCGGGGAUUUCGAUGCCACAGGACAUUGCAUCGUGGAUGAUUCUAGGAACAUGGUUAUUCUCCAUCCGGACCACCUGGUCUCUGCAACUGUCGUGGCAGACUCGAUUAGUUGCCAGCGCCGCGCCGUCCUGCAGGAUCGAAUCAAGUACACGUCCGAGCUAGGCAAAGCGCAAGUUUUUGGGAACAUAUUUCAUGAGGUGUUUCAAGAAGCAAUCAAGCUCAACAAAUGGGAUACGAACUCGCUAAGGACUUUGAUUGAAGGCGUGACUGUCAAGCGCAUCGAGGAUCUAUACUUGAUCCGCAUGACUAUUCCGGAGGCUGUUGAAUAUAUGAUGAGUCGGAUACCGGGCGUGCAGGCUUGGGCAGAGCGGUUCCUCAGGUUAAAGCCAAGUGACCGUGGCAACUCCAAGCUGAGUUUAAGUAUCAAUAAGCUCCUCGAAGUCGAGGAGCAUAUUUGGUCUCCAAUGUAUGGACUCAAAGGCAACGUUGAUGCCACUGUGCAAGUCGCUUGUCAUGACGGCGAGAGCGAUAAAAACCUGGUCGUACCACUUGAGCUCAAAACAGGCAAUAGGGAUACAAAUCAGGCUCACAGGGCACAGACGGCUCUGUAUACUUUGCUGCUUUCUGAUCGCUACGAUGUGGAAUGUACCUUUGGAUUGUUAUAUUACCUCGAAACAACGAAAAUAUUCCGGAUUCGUGGCAUCCGGCAUGAGCUCCUGCAGAUGAUCCAGCAGCGAAAUCGCAUAGUCGGAUACAUGCGCCAGAGAACGCACCUGCCGCCGAUGGCCAAGAAGUCCUCAUUUUGCAACAAGUGCUACUCAAAAACACCUUGUUUCAUCUACCAUAAGCUUGCAGAUGAUGGUGAUGGUGAAACUAGCGGUCUUGGUGAUGAUUUUGUCAACGCCAUGGACCACCUGACUCCUGAUGAUCGCGACUUCUUUCGAAAAUGGGAUGAUUUGUUGACCAAAGAGGAAAAAAGCAUGAUUCGGUUCAAGCGCGAGCUUUGGACCAUGCUUAGCAGCGAGCGCGAGGCUUUGGGUCGAUGUUUUGGCAAUGUCGUGAUCGACCCUAAUUCCUCCUACGAGGAGAAAGAUGGACCCAAGAUUAAUCGCUAUCGCUAUACUUUCAUCAAAAAACAAGCCCACCCAUCAUUUUCAUUUACUGAAUCCCAGCUCACACUUGGAGAACCAAUCGUGGUCUCUGAUGAGAAGGGCCACUUUGCUCUUGCAAAUGGAUACGUUGUGCAAGUCAGCCGAAGACACAUUACCGUCGCGGUAGACAGGAGGUUACAUAACGCCAGAACGAGAGCUAGGGGCUUUGAUGCCACGCGUAACCAGUCGUUCAAGGGUAUAAUGGAAAUACUCGAGGACGGUGCCUCCCCGUCACCGGCUGAGUCGGAAGAAGAGCCGGUCUACCGUUUAGACAAGGACGAAUUCAGUAACGGCAUGGCAAUUGUCCGAACGAACCUCGUUUCCAUGAUGGAACGGGAUCUAUUUCAGGCUAGACAGCUGAGGAGGUUGAUCGUUAAACGGGAGGCGCCAGCUUUCAAAACCACUGCAUCUGCAUAUACUUUGUCUGAAUCUGACAAGGCAGCCUUAAACGUCGAUCAGCGACAAGCCAUCGACAAGGUCAUGUGUGCUGAAGAUUAUGCCUUGGUCCUUGGAAUGCCUGGUACUGGCAAGACUACCACCAUUGCUCAUAUCAUUCGUGCCUUAGUGGCACAAGGCAAGAGCGUCCUCUUGACCUCCUACACUCACACGGCGGUUGAUAACAUCCUACUGAAAAUCAAGGAUGAUAACUUCCGUAUCUUGCGAAUUGGGGCUCCUGCAAAAGUACAUCCUGAUGUUCAGCAGUUUGCUGAAUUGGCAGCGGUGCCUAAAAGCACAAUGGAAGAGCUGAAAGCCUCAUACGAAGAUUCGCAGGUGGUGGCGACUACCUGCCUCGGGGUCAGUCAUGGUAUCUUCACCCAACGUAUGUUCGACUAUUGCAUAGUUGAUGAGGCUUCUCAAAUCACGCUUCCAGUGUGCCUAGGACCUAUUCGAAUGGCUAGGACGUUUAUCCUUGUUGGUGACCACUAUCAACUGCCUCCGUUGGUGCAGAAUAAGGAGGCCCAAGAAGGCGGCCUGGAUGUCAGUCUUUUUAAAUUGCUGUCUGACUCCCACCCCGAUUCCGUUGUCAAUCUGGAACACCAGUAUCGAAUGUGUGAGGACAUCAUGCUUCUAUCUAACACCCUCAUAUAUUCUGGUCGUCUCAAAUGUGGGACUGCAGAUGUUGCAGUGCGCUCACUCACUGUUCCCAAUAUUGGCGGUCUCAAGCAACAUCAUCCCAGCACCUUCCCUCAGCCACGUAGUCAGCGACAGGUUUGCUUGGGCACAAGCCAAGGCCGUUGCUGGCUCAAGGAUCUGGUCGAACCGUCUGCCAAAACUCGACUUGUUAACACAGAUACGCUUUCCAUACCUGCACUGGAUGUGGCAAACGGUUCACGGAUUGUGAACCCUACUGAGGCAACUAUUUGCAGCCGACUCGUUGAAGCAUUCAUUUCCUGCGGCAUCCCCGCACGCAGCAUAGGUGUCAUAGCCCUCUAUCGAAGCCAACUGUCACUCCUAAAACAAAACCUCAGCCGCUACCUACCGGAGCUUGAGAUGCAUACGGCAGACAAGUUCCAGGGCCGAGACAAGGAAGUGAUCAUCCUGAGCUGCGUGCGGAGCAACACUGACAAGAACGUCGGUGAUCUACUUCGUGACUGGAGACGCGUCAAUGUCGCAUUCACCAGAGCACGGACUAAGCUUCUCGUCGUCGGAAGCAAGAGUACUCUCCGCGAUGGCAACGAGCUCCUUGGAAAAUACGUGAAACUAGUCCAAGAGCGAGGAUGGGUCUAUGAUCUGCCUAGAGAUGCCAUGACGGAUCAUAUCUUCGAAUCUGAAAUGGUACCAUCGCAGUCUUGUCUGGACAGGUCUACACCUAGUCCAAAGAAGGGCAAGAGCCCUGUGUCAUCCAAGAAGACAACCCGCAGUCCAUUCGGUCCCGUUCAGACUCGACUAUCGCCGACUGGCUUGAAGAAACCUGCUAAAAGGGGCGCUAAGUUGAUGAGCGGUGGUAGAGUCCUUGGGAAUCGACCUGUUCUGCAGGACAUGGUUAAUGAUCUCAUCGGAUAA
Messenger RNA from Aspergillus niger, 3258 nucleotides. RefSeq lists its product as uncharacterized. Gene Ontology annotation, molecular function: 5'-flap endonuclease activity; single-stranded DNA helicase activity. The transcript is spliced from 3 exons. The coding region runs from base 1 to 3258 and encodes 1085 amino acids. Lineage: Eukaryota; Fungi; Ascomycota; Eurotiomycetes; Eurotiales; Aspergillaceae. The record is from RefSeq and is a predicted model, not a curated record. Gene Ontology annotation, cellular component: cytoplasm. Gene Ontology annotation, biological process: replication fork reversal.